AUGGGCGGAGAGCGCGACUACGACUUUGAGGAGAAGGGCGGCGCCGUCAACGGCUACCCGCCGUCGGACGGGUACAUGCGCGAGGACGAGAGCGUCGCGUCGCAGCCGCCGAUGAAGCAGUACAAGGGCGUGAAGGGGCGGGUAGAGCAGGGCAUGGACUUUCUCGUCAAGCACGGCGUCGAGGAGCGCGGUAUUCAGCCGCUGCCCGAGACCGAGCGCGAGCCGAACCUCAACUUCUUCAGCUACGUUCGACAGGCGAUCCUGUGGGCGGGCAUGAACACGAACAUUCUCACGUUCUCCGAAGGCAUGACUGGCCCGGGUAUCUUUGCGCUCGACCUCAAGACGUCGGUCGGUGUCAUCCUCGGCUUCAACGCGGUCAUGUGCAUCUUCCCGGCGUAUGUCGCGACCAACGGCCCCAAGACGGGCAUGCGCCAGAUGAUCCAGGCGCGCUACGGCAUGGGCUACUUUGGUGCCAUGGUCAUCGGCCUCGCCAACGUCCUCACCCUCCUAGGAUAUCUCUCGCUCACGAGCAUCCUCGGCGGACAGUGCCUUUCCAUGGCAUCUGGCUCUGACAUGUCCUGGACCGUUGGCAUCAUUGUCCUCGCCGUUAUUGGUCUGUGCAUGUCCUUCAUCGGCCUGAGGGCGCUGCACAUCCUCGCGUUCACCUUUGUCCCCGUCGUUGUGCUCCUAUACAUCGUCCUCAUCGGUGUCACCGGCAGCAGGCUCCACUACGCCGUGAACGAGACGGCCCAGGCGGCAGCCAAGGUGACUGCCUCUGGCGUGCUGGGCUUCUGCGCGUCGCAAGUCGGCUUCACGGCCUCGUACUCCGGCAUCGCGUCCGACUUCACGACGCACUUCCCGGCCUCGACGCCGCGUCUCCCCCUCUUCCUGGCCGUGUACUGUGGUCUCUUCAUCCCCAUCGUCCUGAUCCAGAUCUUCGGCGCGGCCUGCCAGGCCGCCGCCUUCAGCAUCCCGACCUGGAAGGGCGCGGCGGAGAUUGGCGCCCCCGACCUCCUCUUCCAGAUGUCCGGCGGCGGGGGCGGGGCCAAGUUUGUCAUGGUUCUCUUCUGCCUCAGUGUCGUCACCAACGUCGCCACGACCAUCUACUCGGCCGGUCUGUCGGGCCAGAUCGUCCUCCCCUUCCUCAUCAAGGUGCCCCGCUACUUCCUCGCCAUCAUCGUCACUGCGAUCUACCUCCCGAUCGCCAUUGUGGGCAGCGACCACUUCUUCGACAUUCUGCGCAACUUCCUCGCCGUGCUCGGAUACUGGACUGCGCUCUACCUCCCGCCCGCCAUUAUUGAGCCGCUCAUCUUCCGCUCCCCCGUCAGCAACAUCACCUACCCCGUCGAGAUCUGGAACAAGAUCUCCAAGCUCCCCAUCGGUCUUGCGUUCCUGUUCAGCACCUGUGUUGGCAUCCCCGUCGUCGCCUGCGCCAUGGCCACGACCUGGUGGGAGGGCUGGAUCGCGCGCGCGAUUCCCGGUGGUGACGCCGGCGACCUCGCGUUCGAGAUUGCCUUCUGCGCCGUCGCCAUCGCCUUUAUCCCCGCACGCUGGCUCGAGCGCCGUGUUACUCACCGCUGA
Trichosporon asahii var. asahii CBS 2479 is the source of this 1581-nucleotide messenger RNA. Its product is annotated as cytosine-purine permease. The coding region runs from base 1 to 1581 and encodes 526 amino acids. The transcript is spliced from 4 exons. Gene Ontology annotation, molecular function: transmembrane transporter activity. The record is from RefSeq and is a predicted model, not a curated record. Gene Ontology annotation, cellular component: plasma membrane. Lineage: Eukaryota; Fungi; Basidiomycota; Tremellomycetes; Trichosporonales; Trichosporonaceae. Gene Ontology annotation, biological process: transmembrane transport.